Molecule: messenger RNA, 759 nt
Organism: Priceomyces carsonii
Lineage: Eukaryota; Fungi; Ascomycota; Pichiomycetes; Serinales; Debaryomycetaceae
Product: S-adenosylmethionine-dependent methyltransferase
Exons: 1
Coding region: 1-759 (252 amino acids)
Molecular function (GO): protein-lysine N-methyltransferase activity
Source: RefSeq, a predicted model, not a curated record
AUGUCUGCCGAUGAGCUUGACUUGGGGCUGAAUGGGCUUUUUGAUGAACCAGAUGACUUUUUACCCCCACCACCAGAACCCCAUUUUGCCACGUAUAAAAGAAAACAAGAUAAAGAUCCAAAAGACAUUACUCUUCGGUUAGUUGGAAAGUCACCACUAUGGGGACAUUUAUUGUGGAACGCUGGUAUUUUCACAGCCGAUUAUUUAGACAGGCAUGCAGAAACAUUGGUUAAGGGCAAAAGAGUUCUUGAAUUAGGAGCUGCAGCUGCUUUGCCAUCCGUUCUUUGUGCGUUGAACGAAGCAGAACUAGUUGUGGCUACAGACUAUCCAGACCCUGAUUUAAUUCAAAAUAUAGAGUAUAACUUUGCAGAGCAUAAAGAAUUGAAUAAUUAUGAAGUCAAAGGUUUGAUUUGGGGCAACAAUGUUCAGGAACUAUUCAUUGAUGAGUUAAGCGAAGAAAACAAAUUUGACUUGAUUAUAUUGUCAGACUUAAUUUUCAAUCACACAGAGCACUUGAAGCUUUUGAAAAAUUGCAGAGAGUUGCUCAAGAAAGAUGGAAAAUGCUUAGUCGUAUUUUCACCGCAUAGACCACUGUUGUUGCAUAAGGAUUUAGAAUUUUUUAAGACAUGUGAACAAUUUGAGUUUAAAGGUGAGCCUAUCGAUUUAGUGGUCUGGAAUCCUAUGUUUGAAGAAGACGACGAGACAAUAGAGAUAAGAUCAAGAGUGUACUCUUUUUUCUUAAUCCCUCAAUGGAAAUGA